This is a messenger RNA of Stegostoma tigrinum, 4031 nucleotides long. Its product is annotated as junctophilin-1-like. Gene Ontology annotation, cellular component: sarcoplasmic reticulum; junctional membrane complex; endoplasmic reticulum membrane. The coding region runs from base 80 to 2149 and encodes 689 amino acids. Lineage: Eukaryota; Metazoa; Chordata; Chondrichthyes; Orectolobiformes; Stegostomatidae. The record is from RefSeq and is a predicted model, not a curated record. The transcript has 7 exons.
CCACCCUCAUCCUUCCCUCUCUUGCCGGUCGUGAGCCCGCUGCCGGUCCGUGUGCGAUCCGCCCCGCACCGCUUCAUGCAUGACUGGAGGAAGAUUUGACUUCGACGAUGGCGGGAGUUACUGCGGCGGAUGGGAGGACGGGAAAGCCCACGGCCACGGCAUCUGCACCGGGCCGAAGGGCCAGGGCGAGUACAGCGGCUCCUGGGCUCACGGCUUCGAGGUGGUGGGAGUCUACACCUGGCCCAGCGGCAACACCUACCAGGGCUACUGGACCCAGGGCAAGAGGCACGGACUCGGGGUAGAGACCAAGGGCCGCUGGUGUUACCGCGGCGAGUGGACACACGGCUUCAAGGGCAGGUACGGGCUCCGCCAGAGCCUGAGCAGCCCGGCCAGGUAUGAAGGCACAUGGAGCAACGGGCUGCAGGACGGCUACGGUGUGGAGACCUACGGGGACGGCGGAACGUACCAGGGACAGUGGGCUGGAGGAAUGCGUCAUGGAUAUGGUGUACGCCAGAGUGUACCAUUUGGUAUGGCCACAGUCAUCCGCUCACCUCUCCGCACUUCUCUAGCAUCGCUCCGAAGUGAACAGAGCAAUGGCACAAUUCUACAUGACAUAUCUGCAGAUAGUCCAGCUGGCACGAGAGGUGGCUUCGUCCUCACGUUUCACAGCGACACAGAAUUAAUGACUGGGAAGAAGAAAGGCUUUUUCAGAAGAGGAUCGCUUCUGGGAAAUCUGAAGCUCAAAAGAUCCGAGUCCAAGUCAUCUCUGGCUAGCAAACGUAGCUCUGCUCGGAGUGAGGCAUCAAUGAGUAGAAUAAGUUCAGCAAAUAGUGAUGCCAAUUCAACAAUCAGUUUUGGUGAAGGUGAUUCUGAAUAUUUGCUAGUGGAAGACCAUGUUGAUGCUACCACAACGGAAUCCUACAUGGGGGAAUGGAAAAAUGAUAAACGCAGUGGGUUUGGUGUAAGUGAGCGCUCAAAUGGUAUGAAAUACGAAGGGGAGUGGUUGAAUAAUCAAAGGAAUGGUUAUGGAUGUACCACCUUUCCAGAUGGCACAAAGGAAGAAGGAAAAUAUAAAAAUAACAUUUUGAUCCGAGGGAAGAAAAAGCACCUUAUACCCAUCAGAACCAGCAAAAUUCAAGAAAAAGUGGGGAGGGCAACAGAAGGAGCACAUCGAGCAGCAGCAAUUGCCAGGACGAAAGUAGACAUAGCAGCUUCAAGAACUGCACACGCACGGGCCAAAGCUGAUGCAGCAGAUGGAGCCGCGCAAGCUGCACGCCAGGAAUCGGACAUCGCAAGGGGAGUUGCCAGGGAACUGUCGCCAACCUUCUGCCAGCCAGGUGCUGCCAGACCUGCUGAGCUUUUCCAGCAACUUUGUUUUUGUGCCACCGAAACUGAUGUCUUUUGUACCUCAAACUCUAGACUAGAAUACAUUAAGCAGAGGAUGCAGGAGGCAAUGGGAUACACUGAGAAGAAGGAAGAGCCUCCACCUCCACAAGAGAAGAAAUCUUCUUCAGCAAAUAACAACAGUCCCCAUUUCUACAGGAAAGGUACAACUCCACCACAUACUCCUGGACACAGUCCUGGCCCGACCCCACCUCCAUCACCACCAAUAUACAAGGAGACUCAAAAUACCACCUGGAAUAAAGGCUCUUCCAGCAGUGUUAACAAGGAUGCCCUGGGAGCGUCAGGGAAUAGAUCAUUGUCAAAAGGCAGCACCAAGAUGGCUACAAAGCAGGGGAACGAGUGGAAGCAGCCCAAGUCAGCGGUUUACCCUGUCACAACUGCUGGCAACGGACAGUUACAUAGUGCUUACCAUAGUUACUUUGUGCGCACAGAUGUAAAGCUGCCACCAGAAGAGCCAGAGGAACAGUCUAACCCUUCACCCAUGGCGCUCGGACGGUUACCACCACCGCCAAAGCUAAUGCCUAUAAAGUCACCUGUCAAGGAAAUUAAACCUGAGCCAAAAUUGAAGAAACAGUUUUCUGUUGUUUUGCCCGAACCAAAGAAACUAUCAAAAUCUCAAUCACGUGACAUCAAUGUGGAAGAAGUAGAAGAAAUUGUGGAGUCGAGUCCAAAUACCAUCUUGGUUAUCCUGGUUAUGCUGUUGAAUAUUGGUUUAGCUAUUCUUUUUGUCCAUUUUCUGACUUGACAAGAAUUUGCCAAGUGAAGUCAUGAAAACUAAGGGUAUUAGCCCACAAUUCUCUCCAGUUGUGCCAUCAGCCUUAUUAUUGACACCAGACCUGCUGAGAUACAGGGAAAGAGUCUUGGAAUUGGAGUGGGACUCAGGAAAGAUGAGACAUGGAAAUUAAGUCAGGGGCUGAUGUGGGCCCCAGUGAUGAUUUGCGGCUCUGGAUCCUCUGAAAACUGAAGCAAGUGGCCACGUCGUUGGAAAAAAUCUGCUGAACCAGCCUAACCACUGAAGUGCAUGGCUGCUCCAUCUGUUCUAGUGGAGUGUGACUUAACUGGAAAUGUACAGACUGCACUUUUGUUGAUGGACAUUAACAGCUGCCUUACUUUAUUACUGCCCCAACGUUUAGUUGGGAGAAGGGAACCGCUGCCAGAGGAAUGUGGUCGGACGAUUCUGUGCGGUGGAUGCAAUUUCCAGUUGUCUCUCUUAACGCAUUAGACAUACAUUAGCAGCAUCACUCAACCAGUCUUAUUCCAUUACUGGCUGCUCCUAACAUCAUGUACAAUGUUCUGAGAGAUCAUUUUGAAAAUGUUCGCACACUUUAUGCAUGAAAACUAUGAUUUUUUUUGUCACAGAUUAAACUUUUCUGUCCAACAUUUAGAGCAUUUAUUUAGAUCAAUCCGAGUUGAUUUCCUUUGAUUUCAGUGAUCAAACUAGGAGCCUACAUUCAGUUUAUGUGAUUACUGAAAUGCUGGUGAUCAGUAACCCAAAUUAUCAUAUAUGUCAACACUGAGAAACCACCAGUUAGUGAAGGAAUUUGUUUGCAUGUAGAUUUUUUUUUCCAAAGUGAAGUAAAUCUUAUUGUGUUGAAUACAUUCAGGUAGAGCAUUGUAAUUUUAAUGUUAACAGAACUGAUGCCUUUAUAAGUCUUCAGAAAUUAUAAUGUUUACCUCAAACAUAUAUUUUUUUUCUGGAAUGCUGGUUGAAUCUUUGUGUCUUAAUCAUUUUAAGUGACACUAAUUAAUGUAGUUAAGGAUUAUUUCUGUACCAUUACCUUGUAUCACUUUUCAUGUUCUUGUGUUGGCAUGUUUAUUUCAAAGGGUUGAGUAUUUGGUGUGGUUAAUUUUAGACGAAAACACUAGAUUUAUUUUAAUCAUAAAACAUGCAAGGGCUGAAUAACUUAAAAAUAACUUAUAUAUAUGUGUUGAAGAACGAUUUCAUAUUCCACAAAUACUGAAUUUAAAUGUAAAUUGUAUGUUAGUUUGCAUGGUUUUAUUGCAAAACAUUGUCAUUAAUACCCAAAUUAAAUUAACAACAUGAAGCUGGCGGUUUGUGGAGUGUAUAAAUCCUACAUAAUUUAUUAUCUGAAAUCAGCCUGAUUUCAGGACAGUAAUAGAUGGUGUUUUUUUGCAGACGCAUUAUCAGAAUCCUUUGUAUGACCAGUACGAAGUGUGAAGGAGAAAGUUCAAACAGAUGAAAUAAAAAGAAUGAAAGGCAAAUUGUUGCCAAUGUACAGCAAAUCUGACUAUGAUUUAAUUGGAAAUUAACACAAUAUGUCUUUGGGUCAGUGCAAAUGUAAUAAAAGCUUAUGUAAACCUUUUUGUCUGGCACAAAAAUCAAGAGUAGUUGGGAAUGUUUUUUUUGACAUGAAGUCCAUUUUAGUAAUUUAAUUUAAGAAAAGGAUUUUCUUAUAUAUUGAAAUCAUGAGCUUUUCUAAGAAGCAUGAGCCAGAAACUGUUGGGGUUUUUCUAAAUGUACACAACUCUAUUUUAGCAUGAACCCUUUUCUUCUUUUUUAAAUAAAUGACAUGCUAUAUACUGCUUUAUAUUUAUCUAAUGAUGCUUCAAGUGGAUAACACUUGACAGUUGUCAAUAAAUUGUUAUAUAUUCUAAUAAUUUGUCUU